Hemicordylus capensis (graceful crag lizard) is the source of this 1714-nucleotide messenger RNA. Its product is annotated as vomeronasal type-2 receptor 26-like. Gene Ontology annotation, molecular function: G protein-coupled receptor activity. The transcript is spliced from 5 exons. NCBI's taxonomy places the organism in Eukaryota, Metazoa, Chordata, Lepidosauria, Squamata, Cordylidae. Gene Ontology annotation, cellular component: membrane. Bases 85 to 1614 code for a protein of 509 amino acids. The record is from RefSeq and is a predicted model, not a curated record. Gene Ontology annotation, biological process: G protein-coupled receptor signaling pathway.
GUGCUAUGAUUGGUUGUCUCCGGGCAGAGAGAAAAGACGCACAAAGCAAUAGGAUAUGACAAUUUCCCCCAACUUCUUUCUGCCAUGAAACAGUUUGGGGAGGAUGCAUUUCAUUGCUUAGAGUCAAAGCCUGUGAAAGAUUGGAUAAGAUGUAUGGAGAAAGAGACACUGGGGACCUUACCUGAAGAUAUGAUGGAGAGAAUUCUUUCUCAAGACAGCUACAGUAUUUACAACAGUGUUCAGGCUGUGGCAUGGGCCCUCCAUGCUGCACACUCAUCCAGAAUGCACUGGAGAGUGAUGGCAAGUGCAGGCAGGGUGAAAAACCAUCUGGUACAGCCAUGGCAGCUUCACCCUUUCCUGAGACAUGCCCACUUUUAUAAUAGUUCGAUCAUGAAUAGAGUUUACUUUGAUGAGAACGAGAACCUGGCAGCUGACUUUGAUAUUGUGAACUUUGUGGCAUUUCCCAAUAAGUCCAUUACUAGAGUGAAAGUUGGGAGCCUAGAAAGACAGGCAUCCUCAGAGAUCAAUAUCUCCAUUGACUUGAAAGCCAUUGUGUGGCCCAGGAGGUUUCAACAGACCCUGCCUCAUUCCAGAUGUACAGAAAGCUGUCGCCCUGGAUACGUCAAGGUGGUUAAGGAAGGAGAGCCAGUGUGCUGCUAUGACUGUACUCUAUGUACGAGAGGGACAAUCUCCACUCAGGAAGAUGCAGACCAUUGCAACAAGUGUCCAGAAGAUCAGCAUCCAAACCAGGACCAUGAUCAAUGUGUCCCUAAACUGAUAACAUUCCUGUCUUAUGAAGAGUCUUUGGGGAUCAUCCUAGCUUGCCUUGCACUGUUCUUCUCAUUAUGCACAGCAAUUGUUUUAGGACUCUUCAGUACAUACUUAGAAACUCCAGUUGUCAAAGCCAACAAUCGUGACCUCUCCUACAUGUUCCUGGUCUCUCUCCUACUCUCCUUCUUGUCCUCCUUUCUGUUCAUUGGUCAGCCCCAGAAGGUGUCCUGCCUUCUCCGGCAAACUGCCUUUAGUAUCAUCUUCUCAUUUGCUGUCUCUUGUGUGUUGGCCAAAACCAUCACGGUGGUGGUGGCAUUCACGGUCGCAAAGCCAGGGAACAGGAUGAGGAAAUGGCUGGGGAAGAGUCUGGUCAACUCCAUUGUCUUCUCCUGUUCCAUUGUUCAAGUGGGCAUUUGUACUGCCUGGCUGGCAAUCUCUCCUCCCUUCCCUGAUGCUGACAUGCACUCCCAAGCUGGGCAGAUCACCCUGCAAUGCAAUGAAGGGUCUGUCGCUAUGUUUUACACUGCCCUUGGCUACAUGGGCUUCCUGGCCGCCAUCUCUUUCACAGUGGCUUUCCUAGCCAGGAAGCUGCCUGGAUCCUUCAAUGAGGCCAAGCUGAUCACCUUCAGCAUGUUGGUCUUUUGCAGUGUGUGGGUGUCCUUUGUGCCCACCUACCUGAGCACCAAGGGGAAAUACAUGGUGGCUGUGCAGGUCUUCUCCAUCUUGGCCUCCAGCCUGGGCUUACUGGGUUGCAUCUUUCUUCCCAAAUGCUACAUCAUUGUUCUGAGACCUGAUCUAAACACAAAGGAGCAUUUGAUGGUGAAAGCUAAACGUUAUGCCUGAUAAUUCCUGUGUUCUUUUUUUUUUUUUUGCAGUGCUGUGACCAGUAUGGUUGUAAUGGACAUAUAAAAUGCCUUUGGAUAAUUUUAUGAAAGGCAGUAUA